Molecule: messenger RNA, 1783 nt
Organism: Pantherophis guttatus
Lineage: Eukaryota; Metazoa; Chordata; Lepidosauria; Squamata; Colubridae
Product: vomeronasal type-2 receptor 26-like
Biological process (GO): G protein-coupled receptor signaling pathway
Cellular component (GO): plasma membrane
Molecular function (GO): G protein-coupled receptor activity
Source: RefSeq, a predicted model, not a curated record
AUGGCUGACAAAAACCAGGAAAAAAUUAUUUCUCUUGAAAUGGACAAAGCAGAGUACUAUUUAAGAUUUCAAAAUAUAGAAGAAGAGAAAGGAGAGAACUUGGCAGAAGUGAUGGUGGAGAUACUGGCAGAAGUGCUGGAGGAACCCAAGGAAAAGAUAUUAAAUGGGAUUGAUGAGAUAUACCGAGUGCAUACUCAAUAUGCAAUGACAAAUAAACUGCCAAGAGAGAUGCAUGUUCAUUCUUUUCUGAGAAGUGUCAGAUUCAACAACAGUGUUGGUGAAAAGAUCUCCUUUGAUAAAAAUGGAGAAUUCAUUGGUGGAUUUGAUAUUAUCAACUGGGUCACAUUCCCAAAUCAGUCUUUUGCAAGGAUUAAAGUUGGAAUGGUAGAUCCCACAGCUCCAGCAGAGAAGUUCUUCAAUAUUUCUGUAAAUUCCAUCACAUGGCCAGAAGAUUUUAAUCAGGCAGUACCUUUAUCUUUGUGUAAUGAUCCUUGUGAGACAGGACACAGCAAGGCCAAGAAAGAAGGAGUGUUGUUUUGUUGCUAUGAUUGCCGUCUAUGUCCAGAGGGAAAAAUAUCAAAGGAGAAAGAUGUAGAUGACUGCUCUCCAUGUCCAGAAGAUCAAUAUCCAAAUCCAGGAAAAAAUAUGUGCAUUCCAAAGCGGAUCACCUUUUUGUCCUAUGAAGAACCUUUAGGGAUCAGUCUGACUGUCCUUUCCCUUUGUUUUUCUUCAAUGACAUCCAUGGUCAUCACAAUCUUCACGAAGCAUAAAGAUACUCCCAUCGUCAAAGCCAACAACCAAAAUCUCACUUAUAUACUUCUAGUUUCCCUUCUCCUCUCUUUCCUUUGUGUUUUUCUAUUUAUUGGGAGGCCCAAUACGAUUGUGUGUCUCCUUCGACAACCAGCUUUUGGCCUUAUCUUUUCUGUGGCAGUUUCUUGUGUCUUAGCCAAAACCUUUGUUGUGGUUCUAGCAUUCAUGGCUACCAAACCUGGUUCCAGACUGAGGAAAUGGGUUGGGGGAAGGAUGGUCAGUUUCAUUCUUCUAUCCUGUUCCCUUGUUCAAAUAUGUGUUUGUGCUGCAUGGCUGAUAACAUCCCCACCAUAUCCAGAUUUUGAUGCACAUUCAGUACCUGAAGAACUUAUCCUGGAGUGCAAUGAAGACUCGGUCAUGUUCUACUGUGUUUUGGGCUUUAUGGGUUUUCUUGCUCUGCUUAGCUUCUCUGCAGCUUUUCUAGCCAGGAAGUUACCUGACAGUUUCAAUGAAGCCAAAUUCAUCACCUUCAGCAUGUUGGUCUUCUGCAGUGUUUGGCUGUGCUUUAUUCCAACCUAUCUAAGCACAAGGGGAAAAUAUACGUUGGCUGUGGAGAUCUUUUCCAUGAUCUCCUCCAGUGCUGGAUUAUUGGUGUGCAUCUUUUUUCCCAAGUGUUUUAUCAUUGUGAUGAGACCUGAACUGAAUGAUAAACACCAGCUCAUGAAGAGAAAGUUUUAAGAAACCUUUAUGUUUGCCUGAUAUUCUUUAUAGAUACAUGUUGGAGAAAUUCACCACAUUUAAGCUAGAGAACAAUGUACAGAGACAGUGAUGUUCUAUGUUUUCCCAUCCUCUGAGAUUUGGAUAGCUUGGAAGGUUUUGUUUUUGGAAGGCAAUUAUAACUAAGGUCUAUAAAAAGAUAAAUUACAGCACAAAUUAAUGUAUUGACAUAAUUACUGGCAUUAUAGAUUUAUUGACAUAUUUUAGUAUGUUAUGGUGAGCUCUGAUUAAAUGUAUUGAUUAAAUAUGAAUUGUA